AUGCUACAAUUUUUCUCUCAUUCGACUUCACCCAAUCAUUCCUCAAGUCUACCUUCCAUAUCGUGUCGGCACUUGAUCUAGGGAGCCACGAUAAUAUCUCUUUGACACAGAGUCGAACACGUGCAUAUCAUCCCUGUUCUUGCAUACAUAACUCGCUAGGCAACGCAUAGCCCGCAUAUUCGAGUGCUUAUUGAUGGUCCAAGAAAUGGAAUGUUCAGUUAUCGAAAAUUUGGUAUUCUAAAGUCUGGCUCAAGCUCCAAAAUACAAAUCGUGGAGCAAUAUACUGCUGAUCCACCAGCGAAAAUGUCUGAUCCUGAAAGUCACCACCGGUCUCCUACCCCGCCCCAUAUACUCCGCCGCCGUGGUCACCAAACUUUAAGACGAAAUUCUGACCGUCAUUCUUAUGCUGGGAUGGAUAGAUUUCCCCUUUAUUCAGAUAACCUUCACCUACCUAGGAACAACGAACUGGACCGACACCAUAGGGGCAAUUCCCCAAACAGUGAGAUUGAUGUACGGAGAGCAGAUCUGGUACAUGAGCGAUUGGGUACUGAAGAUUUCACCUUUUUUCCACGAAAAAGUGUAGUCACGACAAAAGGCGUAGAAGCAGUAUGGAAUAUGGAUUCGACCCAAGAUGUAACGAUACACUUGGACUUCGAAUGUGAUGAGGAUAUUGAAGCUCAUGUGGAAGAGCUUUCUAGAUUGAGAAAGCUAGGCGAUUUUGAGGCCGCGUUGCAGUAUAUUGAAUCGUGUCCAGAUGAGUGCAGAAAUAAUAUGGACUUUGCUGUCAACUACGCAUAUAUCUUUUUAAUGCAAGGCGAUCUUGACUACAAAAAGCUUGAAAGGUUGGGAUCAGCUUUCCCCAAGAUAUACCAGCAAUGCAUAGAUUGCGCAAUCUUCAAAAUGAAAAUUCUACGGACCUCGGGCUCUGAAUUCGAUUAUAACGCAUGUAAUCUUCUGGAGUCUGAAAUGGCUAAGGAGCUGAAGUCAAAUUUUCCUCGACUCAAUUCAAUACAGUUGCGGUUAAAUGAAGCAUCCAAUAUAGCAAAGAGAGUUCCCACAACCGAAUGGAAGACCCUCUACAAUUAUCUCGCUUCCCAAAAUCGUGUCUCAGAUAUGCGAGAUCUGUUCCAUACUAUGUCAGAAAGCGACAUCAUGUCCGCAAUCCAUGGUUGGUUUGAAAUGAAUCUAACCUCCGAGAGCUCCAUCAGCGACUUCAUCGCUCUUUGGACUGAAUCACGCGAUGAAUUCACAGACAUUGCUCUUCUUGACGUUUUGGCGUCAAUGUGUUUACAGAUAUUCUUGAAUUACGUGUACCCUCGCAAAGAAUAUGUUAGGCACGCUAGCCAAUGUAUAGAAUAUGCUCGGCAAUUCGCCAAUUCUGUCAGUAGUAACAGUCCCAAAGACACCAAGUCCGAGUCCUACUUGACAUGGAUCUUGGCAGAAGAAAAAUUGUCGAGAAUCCUAAAAAGGAGCGAACCCCGCUUAAUUAACCAUUUCAGAGGGUUUCCUGGUAUUGUCAUUUGGCAGCGCGAUGUUCCAAUUUACGUUCCUUUUUCAAAUGAAAACCCGGGGUGGGUCAUAGAUGAGCCACUUAGACAAUCCAAUGACCUGCUGGAACUCGGGCUGAAUACGGCACGGGAAUUGGGCAACUUUUCGUUGGAAGGAAAGUUCUUGGAAGAAAUCAUUCUUGGUUCUCAGGCACCGAUGGAACUAUUGAGAGAGAGAGCGCGCCUACAGAAAGAUGUUCAAGGAUAUCGGCAAGGCUAUCUUGCAACAUGUCUGACAAUGUAUCUUGUGGCAGCAAAUGAAACUGUGCAAAGAGAACUGUACGACGACUUGACCAACUUUGAUGAGGGAGAAAUAGGAUAUUCUGAAGAUCGUGGUGAUGCUAUCAUGUUGAAAUGGUGUCAGAACAGAAUCCAAAGGGCGUUGUGCAUCUCUCUCAAGGGUAGCAAAGAACAACUGGACAAAUAUACACGGAGAGAAGUGUUUUUGCAUAAGAAAGUUUCAGAGAAUCACCCCGAGCUUUUUGAAAGCAAUAUGAGAGCAAUGGCAGUGAAUGAACAAAACGAUUCUUCUUUGAGGAUUGGUCGGAGUUAUAAUGAUAUUUCAUACCUUUGGUAUGAGAAAUCCUCUGUUGCUAAGGACGAAAGAUAUUGGGAGAACAGACCAAGAAGCAUGUUUGAGAGCAUCAAUACAGAUAAGAUCAGGCUUUCAAGAGGAGAGAUGCAGUCGGAGAGCGAUAUGGAUGGAUCAGAGGAAGGAACAUACUCAAGUGAAAGAGAUAGAAGGUCGCAAGGGAAGAAAAUUGCACGACCUUUAGGAAAACACGUCUCUUCACCACAGCAGGCUAAUGGAGCCCAUAUUAAUGCGAUAGGGCGGACAGGGGCCCGAGGGUCAUUAUAUGGGAACACAAGCGAUGAAGAUGGCAUUCGUGGCGAAGACGAUCCGAAUCACAGGAUCACCCGAAGCAAAUACGAUACAGAUGCAUAUCAAUCAGAAACCUCUGUGUAUGAAUCUUGGAGCGAUCAAGAUGAGCUUGAUAAUAGACGAUAG
Botrytis byssoidea is the source of this 2556-nucleotide messenger RNA. RefSeq lists its product as uncharacterized. Lineage: Eukaryota; Fungi; Ascomycota; Leotiomycetes; Helotiales; Sclerotiniaceae. Bases 211 to 2556 code for a protein of 781 amino acids. The transcript has 2 exons. The record is from RefSeq and is a predicted model, not a curated record.